Messenger RNA from Ictalurus punctatus (channel catfish), 3384 nucleotides. It is a transcript of the gene jam3b, whose product is annotated as junctional adhesion molecule 3b. Lineage: Eukaryota; Metazoa; Chordata; Actinopteri; Siluriformes; Ictaluridae. The record is from RefSeq and is a predicted model, not a curated record. Bases 84 to 992 code for a protein of 302 amino acids. Gene Ontology annotation, molecular function: protein heterodimerization activity; protein homodimerization activity. The transcript has 9 exons. Gene Ontology annotation, biological process: angiogenesis; cell adhesion.
UCUCUCUCUCUCUCUCUCAUCCUCCCCACAGCGCUUCACUUUGCGCAUGUACGGCUCACACUUCACAUUACAUCCACACCAAGAUGGCGUUAACGCGGCUAUAUUGUCUUCUGGCUCUCCUCACCAUACAAUGCUAUGUCAGCAUCUUGGCAGUGGUACUGAAAACUGCAAAUUCUUCACCACAGGCCAAUGAGUUUGAAUCAAUUGAGCUGUCCUGUCUGAUAGAAUCUAUCUCCACGACCGGUCCCAGAAUUGAAUGGAAGAAGAUUAAGAAUGGGAAAACAAGCUAUGUCUAUUUUGAAAACAAAAUAUCAGGUGACUUGGAGAACAGAGCAAAGAUUCGCGAGCCUGCAACUUUAGUCAUUCUUAAUGCAACAAGAUUAGACACUGCAUCGUACCGCUGUGAGGUCACAGCCACUGGUGACACUAAAAUCUUUGAUGAGAUUGUGAUAAACCUCUCGAUUAGAGUAAAGCCAGUGACUCCUCGGUGCUCCGUGCCUACGUCUGUGCCGGUGGGGAAGUCAGCUGAGCUGACGUGUAUGGAGGAUGAGGGCUUCCCCAAGUCCCACUACCAGUGGUUUCGCAACAAAGAGGAGAUCCCUGUGGACCCCAAGAGCAGCCCUAAGUUCUUCAACUCGUCCUACAUGCUGAACGGGAAAACGGGCGUGCUGAAAUUCAAUGCAGUAAGGAAAGAGGACUCCGGACAUUACUACUGCAGAGCCAAGAAUGAGGCAGGAGUCGCCGAGUGCAGCCCGCAGAUGAUGGAAGUCUAUGACCUGAACAUUGUUGCCAUCGUUCUGGGUGUGCUGGUGGUAGUGCUGGUGCUGUUGUGCAUAAUAGUGGGCAUCUGCUGUGCGUACAGGAGAGGUUUCUUUGCCAGCGAGAAGCAGACAGGAAGCAAUUACAAAGCACCAGGAAAGGCUGAGGGAGUGGAUUACAUCCGAACAGAUGAUGAGGGCGAUUUCAAACACAAAUCAUCAUUCGUCAUCUAAAAUCAGGGAGAGACGCUGACGAGAAACACCCUGAAAUACAUUAAUGGAGUCAUUAGCGCAAUACCUUGCAGAUAAUGAGGGACAAACACACACAAACACACUGAGGAAAAAGACUCUUAGCUGUGCCAGGACAUGGUUUACAUCACAGCACAUUUGCUACAACACAAUUCAUAUUUGCCAAAGCGGACAAAAAAGUCCCGUUUCAACCUAGAAGCAUUAAUCUCCAUAAGUCCACUGACGUUUUUCCUCUUUAAACCAACUUUUUUUGACUCAUUUCUUCACUUUGCUUUCUUUUUAGUCAGAAUUCUGCAGAAUUGCGUAACGUUUUUUUGCUUUAAAUUGCUUGUCGUUUUUUCGAUCAUUUUUGUUUUGUACCAGUUAAAUGUGUCAGAAUAUUUUUUUGAUAGAAUAUAUUUUGAAAUGCUUAGAUGUUUACUUUUUUAAGAAAAAUUUUUGUUUUUGUUUUUUUGUACGUUACUAACAUGGAAGCCAGUAUAUUUUAUAGACCAAUUUGGUGUUUGAAAGAAGCUAAUCAUUUUGACCACUCUGUAGUUUUUCUAAAUAAAUCACUUCUAAAUUAUUGACAUCUGUUGAUGCUCUCACUUGAGCUUGAAAUCAGGGCCAGGUUUAGGGGGAUGCUGGAUCGGGCUAUUUUUUAAAUCCUUUUUUUUUUUAAUGCAUUAAUUAAAAACAUAAUACAUUAUAUUAAUUCAAUAUAAAUAUUAAUAUUAAUUCAUAUUAAAUAUGGGACAAAUGCAGCCUGCUGCCUCGUUUCGUUCAGGCCAGGUGAACUACUUAACUUUUUUUUUUCUUUUUUUUUUUACUUGGGAAAAAAAGUGUGAAAAAAUAAUAAUAAAAUGAUUGUUUUCAUGAUCGUGUACGACACAAUCUACCGUCAAACAAUCUUGGCAUUUUGACUGCACCCCCAAGCAAGACCGGUUAAAUCCAGCCCUGUUGGAAAUUCAGUGUCAUAUCCAGUGAUAACAUUUUCAAAGGUCUUACCUACUUAGUUUACUGUUGCAGGCGGAAUAGUUUUAGCAUAGGGUUCCAUGUUAAUUUUUGUAGAUAGUCUUAGACUGUAAGGAUCUUUUUUUUUCUUUUUGAAUCCAGCAGAAAACACCUUAAACAGCCCAAGCUGCGUAUCCUUGAGUUUAAGUGUCCUUGUUGAUCAUGUAUAUAGUGAAUAUACUGUCCAGGUAGUGGGGUUUAUUUCCCUUUCUUUUCCCUAUUGGUCUUUUACUUCUUGAGAAGUAGUUUCAAUAUUUAAAAAAAAAGAAUAAUAAAACAGGGUUUUUAUGUUUGGCUAAUAAAAAUCUGCGAUGGUUGUAUGUUAAUUCAUUUGUACCUUCCCUCAUGUGGGAAUAAAAUACAUUUAGUUCAGUUUUAGAUAUGAAGAGGAAAAGAAGAGGCAAAUAUGACACUCUUUUCACAAUUUCAGGUGAACUAAUCAUGUGAGAGAGAGGAUCUGCCUUACAGGCUGCAUUUGAUUCCUGUAUCAGAAUGAACUACAAUUCACACAAAAUGUCAGAUACAAUUUAUGAUUUUCAAAGUACAAUCCCCACAAGUACAGUUCAUAAAUAAUGAAAACCAUUUUCGGUUUGUUUUGUUUUAAUUGUCUUGUCUUUUUCUUUUCCAUAUUUGAGUCGAUUACUUACUCUAAGAAUCAUUAAUCAUUCCUCUUGAGUGCCUUUCUGUGUGGUCCUAUGAUAAAGAUAAUGUUUAUUGUGUUCUAUAUAAAUAGUGACUCGUUAUAUACUGUGACGUCUAAUUGGACACAUCACUGUUCAAACUGACUGAUUUUCUAAUCAAUUUUAUAACAUUUGUAUAAAUCACAACAGGUGUUUGAGAGGAAUGAUAGGGUAUUCUGAUAUACAGCACAUAUCCAACUCUGGUUGUUUGUAAAUAGAUUUCAAUCUUCUCGUGUGCUGAUUUAAUGACUACCCUUUUUUUUUUUUUUUUUUUUUUUUUGUGUCAAUGAAGUAGAAAUAGAGCUUGGAUAUUGUAUUAGUGCCUAAAUAUAGAGUGAAGUGGUGUUCCAAGAAGACACUUUGAUAAUGGCAGUGUAAAAACGUGUAUUACAUUAUACAGGUGUUUAAUGGAGUGUUGAGUUAACAACAGGAAUUGAGUGAGGUGAGAAUAUGUUGAUAUAGAGUACAAAGCUUUACCAAAUACUGACUGAAUAAAGGACAUUUUUCUCUUUCUGUAAUUUCCUGCACUGAAGUCUUGACAAAGGAGGUUUAAUUGUCGGUUGAGGUUAAAUUGACAUAUUGCGCCCUUUUUCAAUCCUGAAUCUACAUUUUUCGCCUUGCAUUGAUAUAGGCUGGUGCAAAUCCUGUGUGAAUUCUUGAACAGUAGCUAAUGUUUGUGAUUAAUAAAACUUACUUCUUAAGAA